Molecule: messenger RNA, 1009 nt
Organism: Pelagomonas calceolata
Lineage: Eukaryota; Pelagophyceae; Pelagomonadales; Pelagomonadaceae
Source: the annotation of a GenBank genome assembly
GUUUUAGGCGCUUUUGACGCGCGCGCGUGUUCUAAAGCUUAACCGCCUCGCAGCACGCUCAAGAUGCUGCAUCAUACUCGCUGCUACGCGAUAAAUAACAUCCAAAAGCGAUGAAACGCGCCGCACUGCUCUACAGCAUAAUACACUGCUGCACAGCGCUGUUGGGACCCUGCCGCGACGUUGCGCCACGGACUCGACGCCUCGCUCGUCCGCCAAAUAGGCCGGAAUUCUUGCAGCGGUUCGAGUCCUUGCGCGAGAAUUUCACGCUCGCCUCGCUCCAGCGGCCGCGCAUCGAUUUCACGCUCGAGUCGCUCCAGCGGCCGCGCAUCGCGGCUCCCAAGAUCGACGCUGAGGGCCGGCGGGAGAUCCGACGAAAGCUGGUCCAGACGUCGCGAGUCGUGCGCGUGUUCGCGGGCAAGCAGUUCGAGCGCAACGUGUUCGCGCUGUUCAAUGCGACGGAUGCGAACAACGAUGGAGAGCUGAGCGAGACAGAGGCGUAUCCCAUCGUGCUCCAGCUCUACAUCCUCGCGAACCGCCAGGCGCCGGUGAACCCGCCGUCGCGCGAGAAAGCCGCCAAACUCUUCGAUGACGCGGACCUCGACGGGUCGGGCUCGCUCUCGCGGGACGAGUUCGUCCUCUUCUGUACUAGUCUCCUGGGAAGAACCGCCUACCGCAUCGCGGUAUUCAAUGUGGUGAGAUUCGCCGUCGCGCCGGUGCUGGCCACUGCUGUCGCGCGAAAGCUCAUCAGCGAGAACUGGAUCCUGUCGCUCGAGCCGAACCUGGUGCAGACGCUCUCCGUCGUCAUCUUCGUGGCCUUGCUCGGGAACGUGGCGCUCGCCGCGCUGGACACCGCGGAGCGGCUCCGCGACAACCCGCCGGAAAUUCCCGUGCUCUUCCGGGAGGAGGGCUCUUUGCCCGACUUUAUUGCAGGAUUGCGGCGCCUCGUUCGACGCGACGAGGACUCGUCGGGUUCUUGAAAGUGUGUAUUAUGUGAAUAAGUGGAGUACUA